Messenger RNA from Labeo rohita (rohu), 956 nucleotides. It is a transcript of the gene ier3ip1, whose product is annotated as immediate early response 3 interacting protein 1. Gene Ontology annotation, biological process: endoplasmic reticulum to Golgi vesicle-mediated transport. The transcript has 3 exons. NCBI's taxonomy places the organism in Eukaryota, Metazoa, Chordata, Actinopteri, Cypriniformes, Cyprinidae. Gene Ontology annotation, cellular component: Golgi membrane; endoplasmic reticulum membrane; COPII-coated ER to Golgi transport vesicle. Bases 45 to 293 code for a protein of 82 amino acids. The record is from RefSeq and is a predicted model, not a curated record.
UCCGCGCGACGCACGCUCUUUUACGUCACCACAAUAGUGCCAACAUGGCGUUCACACUGUACGCGCUGAUUCAAACAGCGAUAUUAUUCACUAAUGCCAUCGCAGUUCUCCACGAAGAGAGGUUUCUCAGUAAAAUCGGCUGGGGAGCAGAGCAGAGUAUUGGAGGAUUUGGAGAUGAACCCGGCAUUAAAGCACAACUUCUGAACCUUAUUCGCUCCGUCAGGACAGUCAUGAGAGUACCACUGAUAGCAGUAAAUUCAGUGUGUAUUGUCUUACUAUUACUGUUUGGAUGAAGAAGGAAUUGAUGGAUUGCGGUGGAUCGGGAUCUAAUGAGGAACACAGUGUAUGUGGCAAAGGAAAAUGGACUGUUUUUUUGUAUCUGUGGUUCUAAAUGUUGCUCUCCAAAUGUCUGAAAAUUGUACCCUGAAUGAUUUACUGUAAGUACUCUGGUAGUUUUAUACGAAACAAAUACCAGUAAACACUUACAGUUACAGUUCUCUUACAGUUUUGUAACUUCACAGAAGCUCUGGUGUCUGUACAUGCUGUUUUUGUCAAAUUCAAGGUCUAGUAAAGAAACGCUUCUUCAGCAACAGUGAAAUCAGUCAGACAGGCCUGCCAAAGCCAUAUUGUUGUCUUGCAGUUUGUUUCUGGCACCUGAAAUAUUACAUUUUCUUUCUUUCUUUUAAUAAAUGUUAACUUCCCCAAAGCUAUUCCUAUGUUUCAUUUUCAAAGACAGCUUGGAAAGUAAAGGUUUGCUUUAAUAUAUAAAUCUGAAUUUUAAUAAAGAUGUGGUUCAUAUGCUGAAAUUGUGGUGUUGUUUCAACAUCAAGCUUUAAUAUGCAACACAUGUUGUCUGAAGGCUUUGAAAACUUUGACCAAAGUAGCUUCCACCUUAUAAGCCAGUCAUUUCACAUUUCAGAUUUUAAUAAAGUGAUUGUCUUUUCAUCUGUUAUGUA